AUGAGAGGACAGGGCUUGACGAAAAUGUACAAAGAGCUGCCUAAGCGCAGGUUUGCAAGACAAGCUGCGCAUCUGAACAUGAUUUCCAACUAUCCGAACUCGGCAGUCAAACUACCAUCAACGGUAGCUUCUUUGGAGUUGACCUUCAAGACCAAUAUCGAAAAUGGCCACGCAGGCAUUAAAAACUUUUGGAAGUACAACCUGAAGACUAUCCAGUUCCACAAUCCACAGUUGCCAAUCUCGGUCAGGCGAAUCAAGACGGCCGAUGAGGAGGAAAGCCGCAAAUGCCCUUCGGUGUUGAAGAUCAACAUGUUAGAUGGUGGAUCUCAGACCAUUGAUUGCAAAUCGAAGAGAAGUGAGGCGAUUUUGCAGGAGUUUUUGGAGUUGACCAAGGCUGAGAGCAUACCCGAGGAUGAAAUACCGGUGGUGCUGACGCCUAGCGAGAAGAUAGUGCAACAAGAGAAGGAGUUUAGUUGA
This is a messenger RNA of Kuraishia capsulata CBS 1993, 477 nucleotides long. RefSeq lists its product as uncharacterized. Gene Ontology annotation, cellular component: mitochondrion. The record is from RefSeq and is a predicted model, not a curated record. Gene Ontology annotation, molecular function: structural constituent of ribosome. The transcript has a single exon. The coding region runs from base 1 to 477 and encodes 158 amino acids. NCBI's taxonomy places the organism in Eukaryota, Fungi, Ascomycota, Pichiomycetes, Pichiales, Pichiaceae.